UGUUGUGGAUGUUUCCUUUCUCUGUUCCAUCCAGUCUUAAUCGUCUACUAGAAACCUUCUACAGUAGUGUAUGUAAUAGGUUUUGUCCAUGUUUCAGAACUGUGUGGGUAUGUGACUGCAGCAAGCAGCUUGGUGUGUCUGUGUAUUUGUCUGUGUGUGAUUGUGUAUACAGUACUGUGCAUAAGUUUCAGACAGUCAAAGAAAGUAAUGUUUAAAUGAUCUUCACGUUGGUGUAAAACUAUGAUUUUAUGUCUGUCAAAGUGAGUCAACUUAGCCAUUUCAAACCCUCUCCUAAAAUAACCCCAGUAUUUGCGGCAACAGUCCAUUACAGCAGUGUAUUUUUUUAGUGGAGUAGUACCCCACCUUCUUUGACUAAUCAGUAUUUCAUUGAGUCAUUUGUCUAAUUAAGUUAAUUAAUUGAGCUGGUGGUGAAAUUUAAGCAAACAAUUCAGUUGCUGUUACAAGAUGAUGAAAAGGCAUUUGAUGGGUGAGAGUCAACAUUUCUUUUGAGAUUUUUCCCAUAUUAAGAUGAAAAUUGUUAUGGUACAGGCGGGAAAAAAAGGUGACGAUCCACUAGUGGCUGGAAGAUAAAAGGGCCAUUUACCAAAGAACACUGAACAUACUGGGGUAAAAUAUAAAAGGACCGUGAGGGGUCAGGAAUAAACAGGGGAAAAUAACUAACAGAACCAUACGGGCAAUUCCAUCGUGACAGACGUUACAUUUAGACGGACAUUGAGGCCUACUAACCACUCUCCCAGCUAAAGUUGUACCCCAAGGAACCUAACCCUAUGUGUGGUUAUAGUUGAGGCCUGAACCUGUUUGGUGGGGGACCAAAAGUCAUCUUGUGACUUCUGUGAUUUUCAAAAGAACCAAAAUUACAGGCGUGAUGGACGUUACGCAAAAAAGACAUGGAAAAAAUCAAAUAAUAUUUAUUAUCAGAAUUCUCUGAAUUCAGUACAGGUACAAAUUGAUGUUUACCCUAGGAUUAUAGAGUGACUCAUCCUUCUUAUAUACAAGCAAUGAUAUUGUUUCUAAUCAGAGUCCCUUAGGAGGCACUACCAAAUUUGUUCCAAAUUGUGUGUGACAGACGUUACGUGACGGAUGUUACCUCUGUCCACUGUGUCCUGUGAUGUGAGAAAUGGUUAGUUUUUUUGUGUUUUAAACUGGGAAAUCAAAAUUUGCCCUUAAUUUUAUCUUAAAAUUGACCGGUACAAAGAAAUAAUUUUGAAAAUGUUCUGAAAACCUUCAAGUUGUUCAAAUUCAAACUGCAAAUGCUUCUUAACCUUUAAAACAUUUUAAACUCAAAUUACCAUUUUUACAAACACAUCAGAUUCUGUUUUUGAACACUUUAAAUCUGCAAAUAAUGAAAUAUGCCAAAACUUGGGCAACUACUCAAACCAUAAAAUUAGUGAAACAGUGUUGAGACAUCCACUUGGUGAGUUCAGUUCAGUUCAUGUGGGUCAAUCAAUCAAAGUCGAGGAACUGAGCACCCCAGUAAUCUCUUUUAUUUACCAUGGUUGGUUGCUGGAGUCUCUUUAUCAUCUUUUCUCUCACAUAGAAGAUUUUGUCUUCAUGUGUUCCAUCUGGCCAGUUCCAGGUGUCAUUGCCUUUUUUAUACAUGACUGUCACUUCAAAGUUCCCAUCUCUGAUCUGUGAACCUCCCCAGGGAAGAAUUUAUACUUAAUUUGUUUUUACUCUUGAAUUUUCAUCCAAAUGAAAACAAAAUUGAAAAUGGCAGCUUCUUUUCAUGUCCUAAAUUGCCAGGUGCAUUGUGGGAGUUUAUUUGCCUUGCUGCAGCUGCCACCUUUGGGGAAUUAGUGGAACUACUUAUUGUCUUAAGAAAGAUGAAAGAAUACACAAAUAAGAUAAAAAAAAGACAACAUUCCUACCACUUUCUUGGGACGUGACGGACGUUACAUGUGACGGACGUUACAGUUUUUCAUCCCCUUGCCCAUGCUACUUGCCAGACAUGGGGACAAACUUGGCACAUCAUUGAUUUUGCCUUGUCUAGAACUUAGAGAAUUGAAAAGCUUAUGUCCCUAUUCCUUCCAAUUUUCCUUCAAUGAAAUCAAUUCACAAUUUCUGUGACAGACGUUACAUUGACAGAGAAGUAAAAAUCAGCCCAGCCUGCCAGUUACCAGCUUCAACAUUAGGACUGAAGCUCCUUUCUGCCACAAAUUGAUGCUCUAAACAUAACAAAUCGACUUAAAUGACUUGUGUUAGCUAAUUAAUUACUGCUUAUUUCAGGGGUUCAACUCACCUGUUUUGGUGCUUUUGGGAUUGAAAAUUCACAGUGUUUCUAUCCUGAACUCAAAUUGUUUCUUGAAAUUAGGGAUAUAGUGGAUAAAAUUAGUGCCUUUUCUGGAUACAAAACAAAGUUUUAUUUUUUGCUUAUUAUGUCCCUCUUUUCAUGGAAUUGCCCAUACUGUACAUACACCAGCUUAAGCAGGGGUAUCAAACUCCAUUCCUGGGGGGCCGGAGCCCUGUGUAGCUUAGCUCAUUCCCUGUUCCACCACAAAUGAUUUAGCUUACGAGCUCUGUGGUAAUUAGCACAAGGAGUUGAAUCAGGUGUGUUAAAUGAAGGUAAACCAAAAACACAGUGGAGUUUGACACCCCUGAGCUAAAGGAACCAGGCAACCACAGGAACAGGACUACACAAACGGGCAGAAUACACACAGUAAUUCAAACAAUGACGAACUGGAGAAAUGAACAAAGGCAGGAACUUCAAUACACUGACAACAAGGACUAACAAAAGGCAGGUGUGAAUCAUCAAAAACAACCAAUCAAGUAGGGCAGAGCGCAACAAGACACAGGUGAAGUGACUAACACUAAUGAACACAGAACUAAGGUAACACAGGGAAAUACUACACUAGGAGAAAAUCAAGAAACAAGUAAAACAGAAAAUAACCACGGCAGGGGCAGACAACCAUAAAUAAGAAAAAUUAAACACAAGCGUAAACAAUAUCAAAUGAAGGAUAAGGAUAAAACAAAUAUCAACAGAUAAGGCUAGCCUUGAACCCAUAACCAUAGGGUUGCAGCCUUUGCGCCACACAUUCAACCCCCUGAGCCAUGGAACAUGGGAACACACAAGGAUUAGACAGGAAGUGAAAACGUGGGAUGGCCAGCACCACUUGCUGGCCAACUGGGGUAGUUGCAUGGAGGGCAGGGGCAGAUGGGCGCUGACCCAGACAGAAAAUGUUUGGGAAGUGCAGUUUUGAAACAGAGAAAGAGUACUACUUUGUUAGGCCAGGAUAUGUUAAACUCACAUAUGGGUUGUCCAUGUUCGCUCCACAGUCCUAAAACAUGUUAAGGUGAAUUGGAAUUACCAAAUUCACUGUUAAUGUGUGUUAGCCCUGUGAUGUGUUGGAGCCCCAUCCUGGGUUAUUCUCUGCCUUACAUCUUUUGUUUCUGAGACCCAGACCCCGGUGAUCAUGUAUAGGAAAAGUGGUAUAGAAGUUGAAUGAAUGAAUGAACAAAUGAAUGAACUAAUAUCUGGGGACUUGUAUAUAAUGCCUUUGUGUAUGUAUAUGAGGAUUCAAUUUAUGGUGUGUGUGUAGGAAUUUUUACGUGUGAGGUUUGUGUGUGUGCACGGUAUGUAGAUGAGACCCAUGCAUGUGUGUGGGAGGAAGCAGCUCAGAGUGCUUUUCUGUUUCUACAGAGCCUGGUACUGUAGAAAUUUUGCUGCCAGUAGACAGGGAGAGUGGGGGGUGGGCGGUGCAGAGGAGCAGAUCUGCAGCUAUUGGAAAUGAGUGGGAGUAAUGGCUGUACGACUCUCAGAGGCUGACAAAGAGCGUCCACUCACUCACUCACUCACAUGCACACAUAACGCCGGGAGCUGGAGCAGAAGCUGAUGCACCAGGGGAAAUGGCAUUUGGCUUCCAUGGCAUGCUCACACCACCGCUGUCCUCCUAGUGCUGCCAUCUCACUACCUAUUCAUUCUACUUUUCUUUCUGCUGCUGAGCGUUGAGCGCCAUGCAGUCACAGCUUGAUGAGGCUGGUUGCCGCGACUACUGCGUGGACGAAUCUUCCCUGCUGAAACGACUGCCUCUAAACCCCCUUGCAGGCCCACGGUGCCCAGUCCAGUCUGUGGGCCAGUGGCUGGAGAACAUUGGGCUCGUUCAAUACGAGAAUCACCUGGUGGCCAACGGCUUUGACAAUGUCCAAUUCAUGGGCGGUAAUGUGGUGGAAGACCAAGACCUGCUGGAGAUUGGUAUCCUUAACUCAGCUCACAGGCAGCGUUUACUUCAGGCCACCCGCCUCCUGCCUAACGUGCAGCCCAUUGGUCAUCCUGGAAACAUCCCCACUUCAGUGGCAGAGUGGUUAGAAUCUUUGGAACUUGGGAACUACACACAGUCCUUUCUCAUCAAUGGUUACACCUCUAUGGAACUGGUCAAGAAGAUCUGGGAGGCUGAGCUCAUCAGUGUGUUGAAGAUAACUGCAUUAGGACACAGGAAGAGGAUUCAGGCAUCACUUCAAGACAACCUACUUCAAAAGCCCCUUCGAAUCACCUCCCUCAGGGAUCCCAGUGUGAACCACACAUCCCUUCCUGUUGGCUCGCUGGAUUUUCAGAAGCUCAUCAUGCAAGGAGACACCCAGCGGCACCCAAACGACAGUUACUUUGACGACAUGCCACGGACGAAAUUAGAGAGACAGAUGGCUCAAGUUAGUAUGCAUGGUGAAUGGCCUGAGCCUAUAAUGUUGCGACCACCCAAUGAAGCAACGCCUUCCACACCAGUACAGUACUGGCAGCACCACCCAGAGAAGCUCAUCUUCCAGUCAUGUGACUAUGAAGCUUAUUACUUGGGGUCAAUACAAAUCAAGGAACUGAGGGGAACUGAAUCUACGCAAGAAGCCUGUGCAAAAAUGAGGUGUUCAGAUCCAAUGAAGAAAAUCCCCACCAUUGUACUCUCAGUUUCCUACAAGGGAGUUAAGUUUAUUGAUGCCAUAAACAAGAAUCUAAUUGCUGAGCAUGAGGUCCGCAACAUCUCAUGUGCUGCCCAAGACCCAGAGGAGCUCUCCACAUUUGCCUACAUCACCAGGGACCUGAAAUCCAGUCAGAAUCAUUGCCAUGUCUUUACAGCUUUUGAUGUGAACCAAGCUUAUGAGAUCAUCCUGACACUGGGCCAGGCAUUCGAGGUGGCGUACCAGCUGGCUCUCCAGGCACGAGUUAGUGGGCAAGCCUCGGCCACACUGCCCGAAAAUUUUGAUAGCAAGGCUGGCCAACCCAUCCCCAAGCCCCGCUUCAGUGUUAAGUCUGUAGAACUACCUGUGAUCAACCAGAAGAGCCAAGCCAAUGUGGCUUGGAUAGUGGAGCCAGGGCAUGAGGCCAAGAGGGGAGCCAGCACUAAGUACGAGACCACCAUUUUUUAGUAUAUAUCCACAGUCCAUUUAUGUGUGUGUGGAUUUCUUGUGACCCUCUACAGAACUGCCAGCAGAGUGAGCUGUGACUUUUUUAUCGCCUAAAAUCUGUGGCAGCUGCACGAUUAUACUGCCAACACCUCUUCUCCAACUGGCACCAGAUUCACCUUACAGUUGUACAAAUGCUAGUCCAAGGCUUCUGCACCCAAUUUUUCAGGAGGCAAAAAUAAAUAAAAAAUGUUCCAACCUUCAACAUUUUAUCCUCUUUGGACAUGAAGAGGAUUCCUGCAGAUUAACAUCAUUCAGCCUCAGUUUUCUUUAUGAACCCAGAAAGUGAGCUGGUAUCUGUUUCUUUAUGACCUCAGACAGUGAGGCAUGUUUUGUUGGGAUACUACAUACUUGUAUUUGUUUUGAGCUGGUAAAUGGACUGCAUAUAUGCAGGGUGGGCAUGUAUUAAUGGAUUAAGAGUGAAAUGGACUGACCAUAUCAAAAUGCUCACAGACUACACAGAAUGAUUAUUAUAUAAUUUUUACACCAUUUAGCGGAAUAUACAGAGAAAAUUAUCAAUGUCAUAAAAUAAUUUAUCUUAUGAUUUAAUUUUUAAAGCUUUUAUUUUAAGUGGUUUAUCCUACAUGUGAGAAAUUAAUGACAGAAUAAUGACCCAUCUCUAUUACAAUGGACUGGAUUUACUAAGAUGUGGAUCAUAGUGACAUACAGAUUUCAAUAGUAAAUCCACUACAUUUGGAGAAUGACAAGGUUGCUGGUGACUGCUGGUGACGAACAACAAGGUUCAAAUGACAAAUGCAGUUUUUAUUUAUGUAAUGAAAUGAACAAAUCUCUUCCAUGGUUGUCAUGGGGUACUUGGGAAGUACAUCACUAACUGAAAUCAAAUAGGGAUGCACCGAUACCAGUAGGCCCUACUAGUAUUAGUGGUCGUGUACUCAUACUCAUCCUUGUGACAAUGCGCCAAUGCCUAACAUACCAUAUAAUAAAAUAUCAGCAAUAUCAUUUUCGUGAAAAAGAUACAGACAAAAUGUCUGCACUUUGGAAGUACCUGCAAACUUUUCUCUACUAAACUAUCAAGAAUAGCUACAAAAACAGGAUCAUACAAUGGUAAUACUGUAGUCUACUUAAACAUCUAAAAUAAAAAGCAUAAGAACGAGUAUGAUGUCACCAGCAGUACUCUGCAAAAACAGAGAGAAAAUGUCAUACGAUAACCCUAGUGCAGUGACAAUAACAGAAGGUCUUAUAAGACUGGGUAUAUGGAGAGCGUAACACUUUCACACACGGUUUAAUAAGUUUGCAAACCAUUUAACUGUCAAUGACAUGUUUCAAAUCAUAAUUAAAUCCAGACCUCUGAUCAAUCGUUUCCCACAGAGACUGAAAAAUGAGAAUCAGCACCGCUAAUAAGCAUUCAUCUGGCCAGCAACUUUUAAUGGCAGCUAUUUAGUGGAUUAUCUGUAUGUUGUAUUUUCAUACUUUCACGUUUUUAUUUGGCUAAAAAAAUUAAGUGACCCACUUGGUUCCUUGUGUUGGGGGGGGGGCAGGCGGUUGGUUGGUAAUUUCAAUAUCAUCGUUUUGCCCAAUAUUUUAUAAUUAAAAUAUGCCAUGUUAUUUUUUAGUCAUCGCCCUGCCCUAAUUGGUAUCAGUAUCACUGAGUAGGCCUCUCAAAAAUUGAGCAUUAGUACUUGUCGGAAAACAAUAAUAUUGUUGCAUCCCUAAAAACAAUGAUAUAAUUAUAUAUUUUAAACUCCAUUCUGCAUAAAAUGCAAGUGGAACAUAAAGAACCUCAAACAACUGGUAAGAAGUUCACUAUUUACUUUCGAUCAUGUGCUGAAUAUCUAUGUUUAAUUUCUGAAUUUCUCAGAUUGAUGAAUUAUCUUGAGGUAAGUUUGAUCUACUUGACAUUUUUUAUGACAUUAAGAAGAUCCUAUAAUUAUUAUAUGAAAUGUGUCCCUCUCGCUGUAAUCACAAUUUUACAGAUUCAACAAAGAACACAACUGGAUCGUAUUUGUCAUCCAAUCAGAAUAUUUCCUUGUGAACUGUG
This is a messenger RNA of Paramormyrops kingsleyae, 7405 nucleotides long. Its product is annotated as ankyrin repeat and sterile alpha motif domain-containing protein 1B-like. Gene Ontology annotation, biological process: ephrin receptor signaling pathway. The record is from RefSeq and is a predicted model, not a curated record. NCBI's taxonomy places the organism in Eukaryota, Metazoa, Chordata, Actinopteri, Osteoglossiformes, Mormyridae. Gene Ontology annotation, molecular function: ephrin receptor binding. Gene Ontology annotation, cellular component: cytosol.